Molecule: messenger RNA, 1071 nt
Organism: Ipomoea triloba (trilobed morning glory)
Lineage: Eukaryota; Viridiplantae; Streptophyta; Magnoliopsida; Solanales; Convolvulaceae
Product: F-box/FBD/LRR-repeat protein At1g13570-like
Exons: 3
Coding region: 1-1071 (356 amino acids)
Molecular function (GO): protein binding
Source: RefSeq, a predicted model, not a curated record
AUGCAUCACUGUUCUUUCAAUUUAAUAGCUCGACGUCGUCGGCGAGUCAAAACCGUAGCAAAUGCAAGUAGGGAUUUAAUAAGUGAGCUGCCGGUAGAGGUAAAGGAUAGAAUUUUGGAGUGUUUGCCCACCCGAGACGCCACCAGAACUGCUCUGCUCUCAAGCCACUGGAAUCAUGUUUGGUUGCAGCACGAGCGGCUUACGUUCGGUUGCGAAUUCGUGCAAAGUUUCCAACACUCGCAAGAUGAUGAAGGUAGAACCCUUGUGAGCAUAAUCAAUAAUAUCCUCUUUUCCCGUGCUGGGCCUGUUAAGAAAUUUACUUUAGAGAUAGACACUGCAUAUGAUCCUUCGUCGUUGGCACAACAAUUUGAUUUUGAUAGGUGGUGUUUUUUUCUGUCAACAAAUGGUGUGGAGGAACUUAACUUAUCUUUAUAUAGUUAUCUAGGGCUAGAUUAUCAGCUACCAUUUUGUUUACUCUCUUGCAAGACAAUUAAGCAACUGAUAGUCGCGGCUCUCUUAAUUGAUUUGCCUGUAAAUGCUGUUGGUAUAUUUUUCAAUGUCACUUCAUUAGCUUUCUUCAAUGCUAAAUUUAAGCGCAGUGUUAAUGGAAUUGCCUCUAGUAUUAGUAUUCCUAAACUUGAGAAGCUGGCUUUCGAACUUUGUCGAGAGAUCAAUAAAUUUGAGAUCAUCAGCCCUCCAAAACUUGAAAUCUUGUAUACUGUUCAUUCUAUUGGAGGUGUGGUUGAGUCCAGAUGGCUGACACAACAUUUGAAAGCUAUUAAGACUCUUUGGUUAUGUGGCUCUUUGUUGCGGUAUAUGGAUGUAUCUAUGUUUCCAACUGCAAUAAAUCUGCAAGUGAUAAAGCUGUAUAAAUUAAGCUUUGGUUGUGGGAAGCAACUCACCAUUACUAUGCAAUUGCUUCAAAAAUGCCCCAACCUAUGUGAACUAGGAAUUAUGGUGGAGGAGGAGAGUAAUAGUUGGGGGGAUGACAAAGAAGUUGCUUCCACUAGUACAAAAAAAGCCAUACGCUACACCUGUAAAAGUGUUUUCGCUACACCUUUACAGGUGUAG